This is a messenger RNA of Plutella xylostella (diamondback moth), 2139 nucleotides long. RefSeq lists its product as uncharacterized. The record is from RefSeq and is a predicted model, not a curated record. Lineage: Eukaryota; Metazoa; Arthropoda; Insecta; Lepidoptera; Plutellidae.
UUUGUUGUCGCGGUCGCGGUAUUUGCUCAGUGGUCGCGAUACCUUUAUUUUUACCAUUUUCAAAGGCAUUUUGUUGCUUUUGUUGUUUGAGGAAACCAAAAGAAAUGUACUACAAACCCAAGGAAUAAGCCAUAAGCUUCUCGGUGGCAUCCUUUAUAUUCUGCAUGCAAACAUUCUGCACUGUCGUCAGUUCUUUUCUCUGCCAUCUCCAGAACUGAAGAUAAACUCUGAGAUGGAUUCGGAUGCCCCCGCUGCUGAUGCUAGUGCUGAUGUGGAGAUGAAAGCGAUGAGGGAUCAACUAAUGGAAUUUGGGCUUGAAGAUGAAAAUUUGAGCAAAGAGGAAAUGGUUGAUUUAUUGAAAGCCCUCAACAAUUCAAAAUCCAGUGUUAAAGAAGAUGAACUUCUGAGACAAAAUGUUGAAGUCACAAAAACCAGUUCACCGGAGAAGACUUUAAAAAGGCGCUAUUUAAAUGUACGAGAUAGGAGACUACCAUGGAGUUUAUUCCCAAAUGACCUCACAAAUGCCGAGAAGGCCAGAGCCCUUGCUGCCUACAUCAAACUAAUGUCUAUCAACAACUACAGGCAGGCACGCCAGACCGUCACAUUUGCGUCAUGGCCACCACCAAUGCACAUUGUUGAAGAAUCUAACUCCAGGUCACUACGAUCCACCAGGAGUGGGCGAAGUGUGCCCGUAUACUGCGAUGAUGACUCCUCCGACAUAGACUUUGUUGUUGUGAAGCCCAAGAAGAGGAAGGUCUCUAAUUCUGAGACCAACGAAGGAGUAUAUUCCAACAAGGUUGUGAGCUUAAAGCGGAAGCCUUCCAAAGAAGACCACAGACCAAUUAAGGAGUUAAAGCUGAGUAGUGACAGUAAAGUAGAGUCUGUAAACACCAGUGGCAAUGCAAAGGGUAAAAGAGACUUCUUUACAAUCAUUGAAGACUGAAGUAGGAUAACAUACGUGAUUAAAAUUAUAUCUUGCAUUUUGUUGUUAUAAUAUUUUUACAAAUUAGUUUGAGUAUUGGUUAUUAUUGUUUUUAUUUAUUUAGAUAUUUUAAUAACUCCAUACUGUAUGCAAAUUGUUUUAAUUUUAUCCAUGCAUAGUACGGCAUCUAUAAAAAUAUGUUAAGAUUAUAUUAUUUUACAAAUGCUGCUAUGAGUAAAUAAUAGACAUCACUAACUUAAAAAAAAUAAGGAGUGCGAUUAAUAAAUUUCCAAUGGAUUUAGGUAUGAAAGUGAACAAGCCUAGUAAAGGUUACAAAUUGUCAUAGAAGGUUCAUUAAAAAUGAUUCCAGUAGAAUUAAAAAAAACGCCAAAAUAAUAAUGAAUAUACCUGAGUACACAGCAGCAGUAGUACCUAUUUCUUACGAAAAUUUGUAUUGAGCAGAUGUAGAUACGUACUAAAUAUUGUAAGCCUGAUCACUGAUAAUGUAAAAGAGGUAUGAAGUGUGUACCUAUAUUAAAUAGGAUGGUGCUUGUAUUUGGAUCUCUUUGUACUGCGACGAGAGUGGAAAGAUGUGUUUGUCUAUGUAUAAAUUGCGCUUUUUGGCAUUUGUAAGCCAGUUUUUGUAAUACCUACGAUAAUGAUAAAUGAUCAUUGAUAACUUGAUAAGCCAGCUGGGAUGAAAUUUUAAAAUGUAUGCGUGUGCGUGUAUGUGCAUACGUCGUGUUUAGCCUGACCUCCUUAAAUCAUAGAACAAUGUUCCUAUAGACCUACCUACGGUAUAUUUUGCCCUUUUAAAUUGUUGUCACUAGGUAUUAUUAAACAACAUAAUUUAAAUUAGGGUUAAAGCAUGUAAGUACCUAGGUAUUCAAUCUGUAGUUCGCGCCUUUGAUGGUGUACAAUAUUAAUCUGUAGAGCCAGCACGACAUUGCCUUUGUGUCUAUCAAGAAAUAAAAGCAUUUACUUAUUUAAAUAACCUACCUGGUGAAUUUUAUUAACAAAAUGAAUGUAUUGCUUAAAAAAGUGGUAGCAACCUCAACCGAAGUAGCUUAGAAUGACCAGAAGAGUCAUCCUUUUUCGACUUGAUACCAUUUUUACAACCCCCUGUAUUUUCUGGCUAUACGAUGGCGCUGCGAAGAUAAUGCCGUGCUGGCUGCUAGCAAUAUCGCUUUUGCAAUAAAGAGAAAAUAAUACCCAGA